Messenger RNA from Chlamydomonas reinhardtii, 2375 nucleotides. RefSeq lists its product as uncharacterized. The coding region runs from base 204 to 2027 and encodes 607 amino acids. The transcript is spliced from 13 exons. Gene Ontology annotation, molecular function: metal ion binding; metalloendopeptidase activity. The record is from RefSeq and is a predicted model, not a curated record. Gene Ontology annotation, biological process: proteolysis. Lineage: Eukaryota; Viridiplantae; Chlorophyta; Chlorophyceae; Chlamydomonadales; Chlamydomonadaceae.
CUCAUUGGAAUAAUUUAUAACAUGUCGUUGAUGUUGCUGACAACCCGUAUCAACUAGUCUGCUUGAGAGCUACUGCAUUUUUGUGCAUUCGCCUCCGCACCCGUGCCUACCACAACACAAACGCUUAACGAAAAGAGCGAAUCUUCAACGCACGACAAAAAGGCCCCAGUCCCAGCGCAAGCAAACACACAGGCUACGUGGCCAUGGCUCCAGCUCAGCUUAUGUCCUCGCUGCGACAACCAGCGCGUUCAUUGCGCGCACAUGGGAAACCCUGCGGCUGCCGCUGCCAGGGACGAGCCCGGCUGGUCCCGACCGCGCAACACCCGAACCCGCCUCCUCAGCCUCCCUCCACCUCCUCCGCUUCCACAGCACCUCCCUCCUCCUCCCCUUCCAUCUCCCGGCGCGCCGCGCUCGGCACUGCCGCCGGCUCGCUGCUCCUCUCCACCUCUGCGGCCUCUCUGGGUCCCCUGCUGCUGACUUCUCCCGCCUCCGCGGCCGCCGUCACGGGCCGGCCUGACCCCGAGCUGGGGUUUGAGCGGCGUGUGUCUGAGUUCACACUGCCCAACGGGCUGCACUUCAUCGUGCUGCCGCGGCGCAAUGCGCCCGUGGUGUCCUGCCACACCUACGCCAACGUGGGCGCCUGGAAUGAGGCUGCGGGCAGCACGGGCAUGGCGCACCUGCUGGAGCACAUGGCCUUCAAGGGCACUCCCCGUGUGGGCACUGUGGACUUUGCGCGGGAGGCGCCGCUGCUGGACGCCCUGGAUGAGGCCUUCUACGAACUGCGGGACGCCAAGGCUGCGGUGGCUGCGGGCGGUCCGGGCAGUGCGGGACCCACCCGGGUGGCCACACUGCGGGCGAGGCUGAGGUCGCUGCAGGACCAGGCGGCGGCGCUGACUGUGCCCAACGCCUUUGGCGCGGCGCUGCAGCGGGCGGGCGGCGUGGGCCUGAACGCCACCACCAGCCACGACCAGACGCGCUACUUCGUGUCGCUGCCCGCGAACAAGCUGGAGCUGUGGAUGGCGCUGGAGGCGGAGAGGUUCAGGGCUCCUGUGUUCCGUGAGCUGUACAGCGAGAAGGCGGUGAUUGAGGAGGAGCGGCGCCUGAGGGUGGACAACACGCCCAUGGGCAGGUACCAGCAGGAGUACGCGCUGAGCGCUCUGGCCAACAACUACCGCCGCCCGGUGAUUGGCUUUGAGGAGGACUUCGACGCCAUUGGCAGGAGGGAGGUUCAGGCCUUCUUCGACCGCUACUACGGCCCAGCCAACCUGACGGUGGCGGUGGUGGGCGACGUGGAGCCGAGCGAGGUCAGGAGGCUGGCUGAGCGCUACUGGGGCGACUGGCGGGGCCCGGCCGGGUACACCGUGCUGCCGCGGGGCCGGCCCCUGGCGCCCACACCUGCAGCGGCGGAGGCGGAGGCGGACGCGGCGUUCGGGCACGCAGACCCUAGACCAGAGGCCUUCCUCACCGGCGGCCGCACCUCCAUGCGCCAGGCUGCCCGCUCCGGCCCCGCAGUGCUGCUGGGCUACUACCGCCCGCCCAUCACCAGCCGGGAGGGGGUGGUGCUGGAGGUGGCGGCGGACGUGCUGACAGGCGGCCGCACCAGCCGCCUGGUGUCCAGCCUGGUGCUGUCGGGCCGCGCGCUGGCCGCCUCCGUGGUCAGCGGCUACCCGGGCGAGAGGAGGCCGGGCCUGGCGCUGGUGUACGGCAUUCCCAAGGACGGUGACAGCCCUGAGAAGGUGGCGGCUCUGCUGCAGGAGCAGCUGGCGGCGCUGGCCGAGGGCGGCGUGGCGGGCGGCGAGCUGGGCCGGGUGGUGCGCAGCAGCCGGGCGGGGCUGCUGGGCGCGGCGCAGAGCAACAGCGCCAUGGCGGCGGCACUGGCCAGCUACCACGUCAGCACGGGUAGCUGGCGGGGGCUGGUCCAGGAGCUGGAGGUGGUGAGCCAGGUGCAGCCGGCGGAGGUGGCGGAGGUGGCGGGGCGCGUGUUUGCACCCGACAACUGCUUCACGGGAUACGUGCUCAAGUCGUGAGGGUGCAAGAAGGGUGAGGGAGGGGGUGGGUGAAGGCAGCAUGGGAGGGGUGGCGUGAAGGGGGGUCACUGGGUUGUGAGGUACAAGUGAGCAGUGCCGGGCGUUCAUGGUGCAGGCGUGGGCUGCAGGUGUUGCUGGUGUUGCUGGUAAGAUGGUUAACUUAUUGGUGUGGUUGUGGGUGGCCUUGCAGGGUGAAGAGGACCUAGAAGAAGUGUUGCAGAGGGACGGACUACUGGGGGCUAAAGGUCGCGACGGGGGCGGUGAACUGUGUGUAUGCCAUGGUGGCAAACUGAAGGCCGUCAAUAGCUGACAACCGUGGAUGCAAUAGCUAUGUAAAUCAAACAAAAG